CUCUGGAAGCCCAGCAUUUGCUUUUCCCAAUCCACUCGGCGGCUCGUCUCCACGCCCACCUGACUGGACCCGGAAGCCUGAAGAAGUUAGCUGGGGAUUUCAGCGAUAGGGGACCCUCCCAAAACCAAGAGCUGUAUUGCCUGGGGAAGCCGCGCCCAUGUGUCCGAGGCAGCGCAGGGGCCCUCGCCCACCCCUCCUAGAAGGCACUUGCAGGUGGGUGUGUGGAAGCCUUCCAAAGACUCCCGGACGUAUGCGUGGGUUUCACUUCGUCCCAUAGCUUCGGAAAGAGCGAACCAGCCUCUCUGUAUUUUUAGCAGGCGGAGCAGAAUUUGAAACAGCAUCCUACCGGUCCUGCGCCUGGUGAAUGAUGACUCGCCAGAAAGCAGAGACGCAACCCUGCCUCCCUGAGCUUGGCGUGUGGCCCAGGAGGCUCCGUGAGCCUGCGUGCGUAAGGAUCGUGGCGCCCACGCUUGAGAGCAGAGCUCAGUGCAAACUUCCAAUGGUUCUUCCAGUUUCCAGGGAAACGAGAUUUGGAUCUGCUGCGUGUUGCAGAGCUACCCCUCUCCUCCCCAGAGGGAGCCCCGCGAAUGGCUCGGUUUGGGGAGGAAGGGAUUGAGGACACCUACUCCAUGAAGGGUGAGCUCUGAUCUUAAGGUGGAAGAAUUGAGCAGGGCUAUGGGGAUUUCUUCUACCAUCAGAGGAUUCAGGAAGCAGCUCUGUUCUGGGUUGCUUCUCCUCUAGAUGGGCACUGCCACUCCUCUAACAUUUCUUUAACUCACAACAAGGCCCUUGUACAUGAUGUUCCCACUCCUAGGGUAUAUUCAUACUCCAUGAUAAUCCUCACCUGACAUUGCUUCCUCAUUUCUCAGAAUUUAUUGUAAUGUUUCUUAAUUGUCUCAGUUUUGUCUGAAGCCUAUCUGAUCCAGUGCUAUACUGAAAGCUUUCAAGAACUUUCUUUUAUUCACUUCUCACAACAAGCGGUGAGGUAAGUCCCCUGUGAUCCCCAGACAGGCUUUCCAUGAGUAAAUCAGUGACUGCUGGAAUUGGGACCCAAACCCGGCUCUGUGCACAGGCUGUGCUCCUCCAGCUGCCUUCCGAACUCCAGCCCCUGCAGAGGAUUCCCCAUAGUACAGGAUUUCCCUGUAGUACAACUAUGUGUUCCCUACCAGGUGGGGCUAGAAAUGGCAGGGUAAGGGCAGUUCCACCUGCUUCUUGGGAUGGCUGUUUGUGCAUGUGUCUGUGAUGCAGUAAAUGUUGAUCUGGUUUUCCUGAAGCAUAGGGCCAGGAGCCUGCAUACAGGUGUCUCUUCAGUGUUGGGAAUAAGGGAAGUUGCUCAGAGAGACUAACGAGGCAGAAGUAGGGGAGAGGGGAACUCCACUGAGAAGAAUCUUUAAACUCAACCAAUUCAACUUUAUUCUGAGGGCAGGGGGACCACAAGAUUGCAGGGGAGCAUCCUGGUGUGUAUUGAGAAGGAGCUCUACUGGAAUUUGGGAGAGCUAAAGGAACUCCCUCCCUCCUUACCUGGACCACUUACAAUCUUUCUGCCCAACUUGAGUCAGCAGAGAGUGGGAGGGGCAAUCUGUGGUCCCAGGACAGCUAAACCAAGAGUGACAUUGAAACUAACCCAUGUAGGAUUUUGGAGCACAUUGAAUUGCUUUAUGUCAGAAUUCUUUCACCAAGGAAGAGCUCACCAUGCUCUACUAUGAGCCCUCUUCAACCUCCACUUCCAGAGUCUGCUUAACUUCCCAUACAUGCCAAGGAGGGGACCCAGGGUAGCUGUAGUCUAGUCAAGUGACCUGGUGGACUCAGAGGCAAGAAGGAGAGCAACUCCUGAAAAAACGAAACAAAACAACAAAACAAAGCACCAGAGAGGAAUCACAACAUCAUCAGCUACUGAGCAAGUUCCCACAGAGCCUGGGCAGGUCUGGCAGCCCCCUCCUGGGGCAUUAUCACUGUCCUACACUGAAAACAAGGAAGAAGCGCUAAUCCCAGAAACGACACAGCAGAAAUACAACAGCAAUUAUGUAUUAAGGAAUAUUUUACUAUCACCUUUGAGUCUUAUUUUAAUAUUUACAUAAUUACUAACAUUUAAAACUGCACCUACUAAAAUAUUGAUUCAAUUAAUUGAGCUCAUUUUUUUUCUACUCCACCACUUGUGUUGUUCAAAUUUCUAAAGGCCUUUUAAUAAAAAAAAAAAAAAAAACUUGGACCCAGAUAUUGGGGUAAAUGCUGAAAGAUCAGAGAGACAAAGGAGCAAGCCACUGAUGUGUCUUACCUGUAGAACUUCUCAGCCUGAAAAGCCUUUAGUUCCUGUCUCCUCACACCUUGUAUACCUUUCUCCUCCUAGCCAUUAAAGGCAUGUGUGCUUCCCAAGCACUGGGAUUAAAGGUGUGUGCCACCAGUGCCUGGCUCUUUUUCUCUCCUAGACUGAGUCAAUCUCAUGUAGUCCAGGGUGGCUUUGAACUCACAGAGAUCCAGAUGGAUCUCUGCCUCCUGAGUGCUAGGAUUAAAGGUGUGUGUGACCACUGCCUGGCAUCUAUGUUUAAUUUAGUGGCUUGUUCUGUCCUCUGUUCUUCAGGCAAAUUUUAUUAGGGUACAACAAAAUAUCACCAUUUUUGUUCUUUAUUUUAUAACCUAUGUCUUAGUCCACCUUCUUUUAUCAUAAUGGAAUAACAUAACAUUUACAAAGAACAAAGGUUUAAUUAGUACACAGUUCCAGAGGAACUUGCAACUGUGAAGUCCUUGUGCUGUACUGGUGUGUGGUAUCCCAUGGCAAGACAGAGCAACCAAAGAAUUCCUUCCAUGACAAAGCUACUCAACUAAUUACAUCCCAAAGGUCCCACCAAACCUCAUGAAUAUAUAACUUUGUAUUUUUAGCUCAUAAAUUCUGAGGACAAAAAGCACACAUCAUACUGGCCAAGUAGCUGUCAUUUUCAUUGUUAAUCUUACCCCCAUUUUUCCAGGAAUAGCCACGAUUAACCUGUUACUUCAGAUGAGCAGUACAGGCAUCUCUGUGCAAAAUACCCAGUGAGUCUUCUAAAGAACUCAUGAAACCAUGGCCAUGAGUUCUCAGAGAUGGACGUAACCGUGUUUAUUAUAUUAAAAGCUUGUGUUUUAUAGAAUAUAAUCACAGAAAAUACUAAAUAUACAUGUGACAUCUUCAUGACAUUUAAGUAAGCAUUUAUCUAGCUUCAUCCAGGAUACAAGACUGAAGUACUGAAAUACAAGACUGAGGAUGCAGCUCAGAGCCUGACAGCCCACCAGACCCUUUAUCCUGUGUUUGCUUAGAUAUCUGUUAGGAGGAAUACACUCCUAACCACUGUAGUUGACUUGGCCUGGUUUUGUUUUCGCUUUAUCAUUUGUUUUACUUUGUACAGUGAACCACAGGGCAUGAUUCUCCAUGUCUGACUUCUUUGUUCCAUAUAUAUUUGUGAAGUGUGUCCAUAAUGCAUCACAGCUAUAACUAACUCAUUGAUGGUUAUGAAGCCCUAUAGCUUACCCAGUUCACUGUGGUAAACAUCAUAUUAUUGCUAGUUUGGGAUAUUGUGUCCUGAAUCAUUGAGACAUACAGUUGAGUAGCCUGAGAAUGGAAUUGCUGGGUUGUGAGUAAUACCAUCUUUACUUUUUUGUCCUUUUGGCACUCAGGUGUAAUUUAUGUACAAAUUAGAACCACUGGUUUUAACUGUACAAUUCCAUGAGUUUGGACAAUUUAUACAAGUGACCAAAUAAUGACUCAGUACUGUUCCAGCUUCUGCAAAAGUUAGCCUUCUCAACUUUUCUCCCACUCUAGGUCCAUGCACUAUAGUUUGUUGGGGUUUUUUGUUUGUUUGUUUGAUUGUGGGGGUUUUUUUUGUAUUUUUUUUUGAGACAAGGUUUCUCUGUGUAGCCUUGGCUUCCUGGAACUCACUCUGUAGACCAGGCUGGCCUCAAACUCACCAAGAUCUGCCUGCUUCUGCCUCCUAAGUGCUGGGAUUAAAGGUGUGCACUAGCAAUGCACUAUAGUUUUUAUUACAGCAUUUUGUAUACAUGGACUCAUGCAGUGGGCAAUCUUUUCUGGUUUCAGUGCCUUUCAGAUUUGUCCAUACUCUUGCAUGAAUCGAUGGAUUGUUUGCUCUUAUCUUUAAAUAGAAUUCUACUAAAAAAGUGUUUAUCUAUUCACAACAUGAUGGGGUGAAUUUAUUCACAACCCUGAAGGGGUGACUGAGAUACUCUUCAAAAGUGGUAUUAUGCAGGUUGAAGUCAUUGUGGGUGCAAUUCCACCUCCUUAGGUGUGUAAUAGGCAUGGUAUUGUUGGGCUCCAUCACACAUUUAUUUUUAUCUUUAAAGAAACCCAAAGAUUAUUUACCAGAAUAACUUUACGUUCCCCCAUGCCAUGUGUGUACAUUCCAAGAAUCUGCAUUCCUAGCAACCCAAGAUAAUGUUAGCUUCCCUAGUAUAUUGUACAGUCUGGCAUCCAUGGAUGGCGUCUCACUGUGACUUUAGUUUGUAUUUAGUUUGUAUGAAUGCGAUCGACCCUUUCACUUAUCUUCCUCAGUAAAGCAUUUUUUGAAAAAUCUUUUGUUAGCUUUUUAAAAUUAGGUUGUCUCUCUAUAUUAUUAUUAUCAUAAGUGAACAGAAAUCAUGACUGGAAACAUGGCAUGCUUUGGCCCUUUGGCUUCUCCUGUAAUAACCUAAGUAUAUAUUAUACUUCAUUCAGUCUGAUCCCCUGAGAACCCCAUCAGCUACUCAAUCUGUGAGUCCAGCAAAACAACCAUAAUUUUUCCCAGUGUAGGUCUAGACUUGUGCCACAGAAGGGCCUUGUAGUCUCAUAUUCAUGGCUCCAGAAAAGCAACUCACCUAAAACCUCCUUCCUUCCUUCCUUCCUUCCUUCCUUCCUUCCUUCCUUCCUUCCUUCCUUUUUUUUAUAGAAAAAAAAUCAUGUUUGAAGUGUAUACUAGGCAGCAUGCCUCUAACAAAGACCUGCAUUGUAGUGGUUCUGGACAUACUAUUGUGGGAUUUGGGACUCAGCUUCUUGCUUGCCUGAAACAGGUAGGGAGUCUGAAUCAGAAGAGUCAAGCCAAGAAACAUCAAUCAUCCUGAAGGAGUCUUCAGAGUUGAAGUCUCGGUGAAGCUGGCCAUGCCCAGGGGAACUGAGACUGCUGAACUGAGAAGAGAGAGGACAGGCUGCUUCUGUGGUAUGAGUCAGCGGCCUCUCCUGGGCUCCCUAAUCAUCACUAAGAAAGACUUUGCUGACAACAGUGUUUGCAGAUCCAUGUGUACCUGGGAGUGGUGAAAGCCCUGGGCACAGCAGCAGGGGCACCAUGAGCCUCAGUGAGGAACAGGUACGCACCUUCUUAGAUGGGAACCCCACUUUUGCCCACCAAUAUUUUGGGAAGAAGCUGAGCCCUGAAAAUGUGGCAGGGGCCUGCGGAGAUGGUUGGCUGGCAGACUGUGGCAGCCUGCGAGAGCUGUGCCAGGUGGAAGAGAGUGCAGCACUGUUUGAACUGGUACAGGACAUGCAAGAGAGUGUCAAUAUGGAACGUGUGGUCUUCAAGGUCCUGCGGCGCCUCUGCACCAUCCUGCAUGCAGACCGCUGCAGCCUCUUCAUGUACCGCCAGCGCAAUGGCAUAGCGGAACUGGCCACACGGCUCUUCAGCGUGCAGCCAGAUAGCCUCCUGGAGGACUGCCUGGUGCCCCCUGACUCUGAGAUCGUAUUCCCACUGGACAUUGGGAUUGUGGGCCAUGUGGCUCAGACCAAGAAGAUGGUGAACGUGCAGGAUGUGUCAGAGUGUCCCCACUUCAGCUCCUUCGCUGACGAGCUCACUGACUAUGUGACAAGGAACAUUCUGUCCACACCAAUCAUGAAUGGCAAAGAUGUCGUGGCUGUGAUCAUGGCAGUGAAUAAGCUGGAUGCCCCAUGCUUCACAAGUGAAGAUGAAGAUGUUUUCACAAAGUACCUGAAUUUUGCUACAUUAAACCUGAAGAUCUAUCACCUAAGCUACCUCCACAACUGUGAGACACGCAGAGGCCAGGUGCUUCUCUGGUCGGCCAAUAAGGUAUUUGAAGAGCUGACAGACAUCGAAAGGCAGUUCCACAAGGCAUUCUACACUGUUCGGGCCUAUCUAAACUGUGACCGGUACUCAGUGGGCCUCCUGGACAUGACCAAGGAGAAGGAAUUCUUUGAUGUAUGGCCUGUGCUGAUGGGGGAAGCCCAGCCAUACUCAGGCCCACGAACACCUGAUGGCCGGGAAAUUGUCUUCUACAAAGUCAUUGAUUAUAUCCUCCAUGGCAAGGAAGACAUCAAAGUCAUUCCCACACCUCCAGCUGACCACUGGGCCCUGGCCAGUGGCCUCCCAACCUAUGUAGCAGAAAGUGGCUUUAUCUGUAACAUCAUGAAUGCUUCAGCUGAUGAAAUGUUCCAGUUUCAGGAGGGGCCCCUGGAUGAUUCUGGGUGGGUGAUCAAGAACGUUCUCUCCAUGCCCAUUGUUAACAAGAAAGAGGAGAUUGUGGGGGUGGCAACCUUCUACAACAGGAAAGACGGGAAGCCCUUCGAUGAUCAAGAUGAAGUUCUCAUGGAGUCCCUGACACAGUUCCUGGGAUGGUCAGUGCUGAAUACCGACACCUAUGACAAGAUGAACAAGCUGGAGAACCGUAAGGACAUCGCCCAGGACAUGGUUCUGUACCAUGUGAGAUGCGACAAAGAUGAAAUCCAGGCAAUCUUGCCAACAAGGGAUCGCCUGGGGAAAGAGCCCGCUGACUGUGAGGAGGAUGAGCUGGGGAAAAUCUUGAAGGAAGAACUUCCAGGGCCUACCAAGUUUGACAUCUACGAGUUCCACUUCUCUGAUCUGGAGUGUACAGAGCUGGAGCUAGUCAAAUGUGGAAUCCAGAUGUACUAUGAGCUGGGUGUAGUCCGAAAGUUCCAGAUUCCCCAGGAGGUCCUGGUGCGGUUCUUGUUCUCUGUCAGCAAAGCCUAUCGAAGAAUCACCUACCACAACUGGCGCCAUGGUUUCAAUGUAGCCCAGACCAUGUUUACGCUACUAAUGACAGGCAAACUGAAGAGCUACUACACAGACCUGGAGGCCUUUGCCAUGGUUACAGCUGGCCUGUGCCACGACAUCGACCACCGUGGCACCAACAACCUGUACCAGAUGAAAUCCCAGAAUCCUCUAGCCAAGUUACAUGGCUCCUCAAUUCUAGAACGGCACCACCUGGAAUUUGGGAAGUUUCUGUUGGCAGAGGAGAGCCUGAACAUCUACCAGAACCUGAACCGGCGGCAACAUGAACAUGUGAUCCACCUCAUGGACAUUGCCAUCAUUGCCACUGACCUGGCCCUCUACUUCAAGAAGAGAACAAUGUUCCAGAAGAUUGUGGAUGAGUCUAAGAACUACGAAGACAAAAAAAGUUGGAUUGAGUACUUAUCCCUAGAGACAACACGAAAAGAGAUAGUCAUGGCCAUGAUGAUGACUGCAUGUGACCUGUCUGCUAUAACCAAGCCCUGGGAAGUCCAGAGCAAGGUUGCUCUUCUUGUGGCUGCUGAGUUCUGGGAACAAGGAGACUUGGAGAGGACUGUCUUGGAUCAACAGCCCAUUCCCAUGAUGGACCGGAACAAAGCAGCUGAGCUCCCCAAGCUGCAAGUUGGCUUCAUCGACUUUGUAUGUACUUUCGUGUACAAGGAAUUUUCUCGUUUUCAUGAAGAGAUCCUGCCCAUGUUUGACCGACUGCAAAAUAACCGAAAGGAGUGGAAAGCGUUAGCUGAUGAGUAUGAGGCCAAAGUCAAGGCCCUGGAGGAAGAAAAGAAGAAGGAAGAAGACAGAAUAGCAGCCAAGAAAGUGGGCACAGAAAUUUGCAAUGGUGGUCCCGCACCCAAGUCUUCAACCUGCUGUAUCCUGUAAAACUAUGUAGUGGCUUCUGGCCCCUCCUGCCACUCACUGGAGAUGGACUCUGCCUAUAACAGUUUGGUGUAAGACAUUAGGAAGCAGAAAAAAAAAGAUCAAAUAUAACUUUGAAUAUUUUGAAAUUUUAAAGUUGUUUUGUUUUUUCAAAUUAAAGCCAACUAUGACUGUUAAAUAGCGUAGCCCAUAUUUAUCUGGUUUGAUAAAGUUCCCACAAAGGUCUUUACAAAGGAUUUGUGAAUUGUAUCUGAAAUCAGAGCUCUACUCUUGUACAUAUGUGUAUAUAGGUAUUCAGUUCCAUCUGCUUAAGUAAAAUCAUGCCCAGGGAGUCAGAAUAAAAUAAUAACUUGCCAGUUU
This is a messenger RNA of Peromyscus californicus insignis, 8228 nucleotides long. RefSeq names its product phosphodiesterase 6B (gene Pde6b). NCBI's taxonomy places the organism in Eukaryota, Metazoa, Chordata, Mammalia, Rodentia, Cricetidae. Gene Ontology annotation, molecular function: protein binding; 3',5'-cyclic-nucleotide phosphodiesterase activity. Bases 5301 to 7871 code for a protein of 856 amino acids. The transcript has 24 exons. The record is from RefSeq and is a predicted model, not a curated record. Gene Ontology annotation, biological process: retina development in camera-type eye; signal transduction. Gene Ontology annotation, cellular component: photoreceptor outer segment membrane.